Molecule: messenger RNA, 834 nt
Organism: Tricharina praecox
Lineage: Eukaryota; Fungi; Ascomycota; Pezizomycetes; Pezizales; Pyronemataceae
Exons: 3
Coding region: 1-834 (277 amino acids)
Biological process (GO): kinetochore assembly
Cellular component (GO): kinetochore
Source: RefSeq, a predicted model, not a curated record
AUGGACCAGCUGCGCGCGACGAGCCUAGCACUGCUCUUCUCGACGCAAUCGCACCCAGUCGGCUUUUCGGUGCUUGGGGGUGCGGGGGGAGCGGGCGCUGGGGGGAACACCGGCAGUCUAGCGUCGACGUCGACGUCGUUGUCGCUGCUGUUGAGUGACCGCGAACAGCAGCUCCUCGCGUUGCAUGAUAAGCUGCUGAACGUCACGUUGCAGCGUCGGACGCUGGAGGCGGAGCUGGCAGCGGCGAGGGCGGGGGCGGCAGGAGCCACUGGCACUGGCACUGGCACUGGCACGGUGCUGAUGGACGGGUGGACGGUAGACGAUAUCGAGCAGCAGCAGAUUGAGCUCCUGGAGAGGGAGCUGGCGGAGGCUCAGGCGAACAGACGGCUCAAGGAGGCGGCGGUCGAGGCCACACUUGUUACCGGCCCGCUGUUGAAGGCGAUACACCCCGAUGCUGCUACUACGGCUCGGCAGAGAGCGCUCUUGCCACUCCUUGCGCGCCGCGAUGCCCUGGCGGAGACGCACGCGAACAUUUCGCAGAUGCUGAUACGCACGCAGGACUCUUUGGUCAGCAGUGGGCGGGCGAUAGUGGACGCGCAGCUGCGGAACAAGGAGAUGGCAGACCGACUGCUGCUGCUGUCUGCGCAGCGCGACGCGGAGAAUGCGAAAUUCCGAGGAGAGGAUCACAUCGCUGCAGAGAAGGAGCUCAAGGAUGCGAAGAUAAUGUGGGAGGUCACCAGGAACGUUGCGCAGGCCGUCGUCGUCGCCAGCGGCGUCGAUUGGGUCAGAGAUAGGGAGCUCAGGGAGCUAGUACUUGCCUGUGGGGAUGAGUGA